This is a messenger RNA of Capsicum annuum, 1665 nucleotides long. RefSeq lists its product as uncharacterized. NCBI's taxonomy places the organism in Eukaryota, Viridiplantae, Streptophyta, Magnoliopsida, Solanales, Solanaceae. Gene Ontology annotation, molecular function: zinc ion binding. The coding region runs from base 1 to 1665 and encodes 554 amino acids. The record is from RefSeq and is a predicted model, not a curated record. The transcript is spliced from 2 exons.
AUGUGUUUUAGCAGCAAAGAUAGAUUGAUACGGGCUGUGACAAUUUGGAGUUUGCGCAAAAAUAAAAAAUUCAUAGUUGUAACAUCAAGCAAGAAACUAUGGAUUGUCAGAUGCAGGUUUCACGAAUCAUUAGGUUGUCGAUGGUUUCUUCGCGGCCGAAAGGUUGGUAACCUUUGGAAGAUAGGAAAGUAUUUUGAUAAUCAUAGAUGUGAGACUGAGGGGCUUACUACAGGUCACGCUAACCUAGAUACCAAUUUAAUUGCAUCUUUAUUUCUAAAUCAAAUACGUAAAAACCCCAAAUUGUUGGUAGUAGAUGUCAUUUCUAAGGUUCAUGAGAUAUUUGGUCAUCAAGUAACAUAUAGGAAAGCGUGGCUUGGACGUCAACGAGCAUUUAAAUUGGUGUAUGGUGAUUUUCAGAAAUCAAUUAGUGAGCUUCCUAAGUUUUUUGCAGCUUUUCAACACUUUAACCAUGGAACAAUUGUAGAAUGGAAACACGAAGAGUCAAUGAUUAUUUCAGUAGAUGGAACUCAUUUGUAUGGUAAAUAUGAGAUAAAAUUAUUAAUUGCUGUUGGAAUUGAUGGAAAUGAUAACAUUCUUCCUCUAGCAUUUGUUAUUGUUGACAGGGAAUCGAAAGAGGCAUGGAAAUGGUUUUUUAGAAAACUAAGCGCACAUGUAAUAAAGGAUAGAGAAGAUGUAUGUAUUAUCUCUGAUAGGGCAAAAGGAAUCUUAGCUAGUUUAUCGGAGUUAUGGCAAUUCCAGAAGCCUCGGGCCUUUCAUCAAUUUUGCGUAAGACAUCUUAAGAGUAACUUUCAAUCUUAUUUUCUAAACAGGAAUCUCAGUGAUCUGAUGUGGAAUGUUGCAUCGGCUCAUCAAGUAAGGAAGUUCGAACCUUUAAUGUGGGAAAUCAGGAAAGAAAAUAAAGAAGCAUAUAAAUAUCUCAUGCAAUUUCCAUUGGACAAAUGGACGAUUAGCCAUGAUGAUGGAAAAAGAUGGGGAGUGUUGACAACAAAUCUUUCAGAGUCUUUCAACGGUCUUCUAAAGAAAGCUCGAGGAUUGCCUGUCACUGCCACGGUGAGACUUUCAUUGGAGCAAAUAGUUGAAUGGUAUACCCGUAGAUCUCAAACAGUGCACCAACUUGUAGAGCAAAAGGAAUUAUGGACAAGCAGGUUCAAAGUAAAGUGGGAGAAGAACUACGAAAGUUCAAAAAGACAUUUUGUUUUUUAUUGGAAUAUAUCCACUGGGACAUAUGAGGUUAGAUCUAUUCAAGUUGAUGGUACUGGUGGUAAUCCUCAUCGUGUUUCACUAAAUGAUAAAAAAUGUGAUUGUGGAAAAUGGGCUAAUUUGCACUUUCCGUGUUCACAUGUCAUGAAGGUUAUUGAAAGAAUGGAAGGGCUAGCUAGAAAUUUUGUUAGCGAGCAUUUCACAACAGAGAAUUAUGUUGCUACAUAUUCCAGGUCAUUCUCACCGGUUAGGCACGAGGCAUAUUGGCCAUCUCCAAGUUUUAUAAUGAGAAGUAAUAAAUUCUAUCGUCGUCCUAAUCGACAAAGGACAACUAGAGUACCUAAUGAGAUGGAUCGUGGUCCUGCAGUAUAUGGGCGAGCUUGCGGGUUGUGUAGACAGACUGGACAUGAUAGGCGACGAUGUCCAACUCGUAAUCAAAAUUAA